AUGAGGGGGGUGGGCAAGCACGAGCGGCGGUGGGGAUCAGAUACCGUACCUGCCGGAAAUUCGGUCAGCGGAGGAUCGUCUCCUGGAACGGAGUAUUCCGGAACUUCGGCCACGAAUACGGCGGAGGAGUUCGUUGAAGUCACGCUCGAUCUUCAGGACGAUGAUACCAUCAUCCUACGCAGCGUUGAACCGGCCACGGUCAUCAACAUCGACGGCAAUGACGUCAUCUCCGGAAUCACAGGUGUCGAGACUCCGGCUCCGGCAUCGGCGUCUACUUCCCGGUCUCCGACGAUGCGGCGGAGCACAUCCAACAAGCUGCUCCAGUUUUCUCAGGAGUUGAAAGCGGAAGCACUUGCGAAAGCGAAGCAGUUCUCGCAGGAGCUGAGGAGGUUUUCAUGGAGCCACGGGCACUCGUCGCGGAUACUUUCCGGCACCGGCGGAUGCAGCAGCGGCUUGGACUCCGCGCUGGCGGCGAGGGCGAUGCGCCGUCAGAGGGCGCAGCUGGAUCGCACGCGCUCCGGCGCUCAUAAAGCUCUCCAGGGGCUUAAAUUCAUCAGCAACUGCAAAAACAACCGCAUCGACGCCUGGAACGAAGUCCAGAGAAAUUUCGAGAAGCUCGCCAAAGACGGUUACCUCUAUCGCGCUGAUUUUGCACAAUGCAUAGGGAUGAGAGACUCCAAGGAGUUCGCACUGGAAUUAUUCGAUGCAUUAAGCAGACGGAGAAGAUUGAAGGUCGAGAAGAUCAGCAGAGAUGAGCUCUACGAGUUCUGGUCACAAAUCACGGAUCAAAGCUUCGACUCCAGGCUCCAGAUUUUCUUCGACAUGGUGGACAAAAACGAAGAUGGCCGCAUCACCGAAGAGGAAGUUAAGGAGAUUAUUAUGGUAAGUGCCUCUGCAAAUAAGUUAUCAAGAUUAAAAGAACAGGCGGAGGAGUACGCAGCGUUGAUCAUGGAAGAGUUGGACCCCGAGGGGCUUGGCUACAUUGAGCUAUGGCAGCUGGAAACACUAUUGCUACAGAAGGACACAUACCUAAACUACAGCCAAGCCCUGAGCUACACGAGCCAGGCCCUGAGCCAGAACCUUCAUGGGCUCAGAUACAGAGGGCGGUUUAAGAGAAUGAGCUCAAAAUUGAUUUAUUUCUUGCAAGAAAAUUGGAGGAGAAUUUGGGUCUUAACGCUCUGGAUUAUGAUAAUGAUUGGGCUUUUCACUUGGAAAUUCUAUCAGUACAAACAGAAGAAUGCGUUCAGGAUCAUGGGUUAUUGCCUUCUCACGGCUAAGGGCGCAGCCGAGACUCUGAAAUUCAACAUGGCUCUCAUAUUAUUGCCUGUGUGCAGGAACACCAUUACUUGGCUGAGGUCCUCUAAGAUGGGGUAUUUUGUGCCCUUUGAUGACAACAUCAACUUUCACAAGACCAUUGCUGCAGCCAUUGUAAUUGGUGUCAUACUCCAUGCUGGUAACCACCUUGCAUGCGACUUUCCAAGGCUUAUAAACGAACCGGAUUCAACAUACCGACUUUAUAUGAUUGAUGACUUUGGCAAUCACAAGCCUAAUUACAUGGACCUUGUUAGAGGGAUUGAGGGUGUGACGGGAAUCCUGAUGGUGAUCUUCAUGGCAAUUGCUUUUACAUUAGCAACACGGUGGUUCAGACGGAGUCUUAUUAAGCUGCCUAAGCCAUUAGACAGGCUCACCGGCUACAAUGCCUUCUGGUACUCGCACCACCUGUUCGUCUUUGUCUACAUCUUGCUCAUCAUCCAUGGAGUUUUCCUUUAUCUCGUCCACCACUGGUAUAAAAAGACGACAUGGAUGUAUCUUGCGGUCCCUGUACUUCUUUAUGCAGGAGAAAGGACCCUCAGAUUCUUCCGCUCAGGUUUCUACAGUGUCCGGCUUUUGAAGGUUGCCAUUUAUCCAGGAAAUGUCCUCACAUUGCAAAUGUCAAAGCCUCCACAGUUUAAAUAUAAGAGCGGACAAUACAUGUUUGUCCAGUGUCCAGCUGUUUCUCCAUUCGAGUGGCAUCCGUUCUCAAUUACCUCGGCCCCUGAUGAUGAUUACCUUAGCAUUCACAUACGUCAGUUAGGUGACUGGACACAUGAGCUUAAGAGGGUAUUCGCUGAGGCAUGUGAGCCUCCUGUUGGUGGGAAGAGUGGCCUACUCAGAGCUGAUGAAACUACGAAGAAAAGUUUGCCAAAGCUAUUAAUAGAUGGGCCUUAUGGAGCUCCAGCGCAAGACUAUAGGAAAUAUGACGUCCUCUUACUUGUUGGUCUUGGAAUCGGAGCAACUCCCUUCAUCAGCAUCCUAAAAGAUUUACUCAACAAUAUUGUCAAAAUGGAGGAGCAGGCUGAUUCAAUAUCAGAUUUCAGCAGGUAUUCGGACCAGAGUGCUGGUUCUUUUGACUCUUCAUCUCACAACAAGGUUUCUCCUAAACGGAAGAAAACUCUGAGGACAACUAAUGCUUACUUUUACUGGGUCACGAGAGAGCAGGGGUCAUUUGAUUGGUUCAAAGGCGUCAUGAAUGAAGUUGCCGAACUUGAUCAAAGGGGUGUUAUCGAGAUGCACAACUAUUUAACUAGUGUCUAUGAGGAAGGGGAUGCACGUUCGGCUCUCAUCACAAUGGUUCAGGCACUUAACCAUGCUAAAAAUGGGGUCGAUAUCGUAUCUGGAACAAGGGUCAGAACGCAUUUUGCAAGGCCUAAUUGGAAGAAAGUUCUCUCUAAGAUCGGCACCAAACAUGCCAAUGCAAGAAUAGGGGUCUUCUACUGUGGGGCACCAGUAUUGGCAAAAGAACUCAACCAGAUGUGCUACGAGUAUAAUCAGAAGGGCUCGACCAAAUACGAAUUCCACAAAGAGCAUUUCUAAGAGACAACAACCACAUGCCUAAUAGCACUACCAUUUUGUCCCAUUUUUGGCUGACCCCUGAGUUAAUAUAUACGAAGUCUCCCUUGCACACAGUAUGCUGAAAAGAGAGGGCCAAAGUGUCAAAAAUGCUACGAAGGAAAUAAUAUUUGUAUAGUCCUUGGUAGGAAAUUAAGAUAGCUAGAAUUUACAGGAAAUGUACACAUACAAGUCUAUAUAAUAUAUUUUGAUUCUAUAGUACAGUUUUUCAUGAGCCAACAUAACCAAAAAUUGGUUGUGGGUGGCAAAAUGGCUCAAAGAUUUUGAAUAAGGCGGCAACAUCACGACGACCACUAAGCAUCCGCCAGGCAGCAGUAUCGAGCACGUGACAGCUGAAUGACGAGGAAGAUGUAAGUGCAGUACAGCAUUAAGGGCAUUGAGCUAUCCUGAUAAUGGAUUUGGAAAAGAGACAUCUGUGGAAGAGAUGAGGUUUGUCUUUGUGGAUUUAGGGGACCGUUGCUUUGGUUCAAAUCUUUCAAUUAUUAGAAUUGGACCUCGUUUCUUUAGGUGGGGUAGAGACAUCCUUGUACAACAGCAUGCCUAUGCUUUCCACUAUGAAAAAUAUGCUGCCAUUUUAUUCCUGGUUUCGUGUUUUCUCCAUGGAAUAGAAGAAGAAUACGUAAAUGUGAAGUUCACAAGGGAUCGCACGUUGUUCUGUGUUAAUCUGUUAAAGAGCUUUUGAUUAGGUUAAGAUUGCAAGACUAUAUUGUAUGCUGAUGCAGUGCGGAUGAUAUGUGUAAAUAAAGGGA
Molecule: messenger RNA, 3638 nt
Organism: Sesamum indicum (sesame)
Lineage: Eukaryota; Viridiplantae; Streptophyta; Magnoliopsida; Lamiales; Pedaliaceae
Product: respiratory burst oxidase protein F
Cellular component (GO): plasma membrane
Molecular function (GO): peroxidase activity; calcium ion binding; NAD(P)H oxidase H2O2-forming activity
Source: RefSeq, a predicted model, not a curated record